Gopherus evgoodei (Goodes thornscrub tortoise) is the source of this 4257-nucleotide messenger RNA. RefSeq names its product phosphomannomutase 1 (gene PMM1). Gene Ontology annotation, cellular component: cytosol. Gene Ontology annotation, biological process: GDP-mannose biosynthetic process; protein N-linked glycosylation; mannose metabolic process. The transcript is spliced from 9 exons. NCBI's taxonomy places the organism in Eukaryota, Metazoa, Chordata, Testudines, Testudinidae. The record is from RefSeq and is a predicted model, not a curated record. The coding region runs from base 2967 to 3725 and encodes 252 amino acids. Gene Ontology annotation, molecular function: phosphomannomutase activity.
GCCGCUGAGCCGGGAGCGCGUCCUCUGCCUCUUCGACGUGGAUGGGACCCUCACGCCGGCUCGCCAGAUUGACAUGCAUAGCGCUGCCAGUGCUCUCACUUCUGCCCUGCUACGACCUUUGCUAUCCCUGCAUCCUCCCACGCUGUUCUUCCAAUGCGUCGUGAUCUGAACGUGCUGCAUCCCCUGCUAUUCCCAUCCCAGGCCUCCCCCCAAGCAGAGGUUUCUUAAAGCUGCCAAUUCAGUAUGCUUAUAUGGUGCUGUAGACUGAUGUGUCUCAGCCUUAUCUUAAACCAUAAUGCUCCUUUCAUAGGCAGCCAUCCCAAGGUGUCAGCCCAGCUGGUUGGACACACAGAGUUGUUCUGGUAAUAUUUGAUGAAGGAGAUCUGGCCACCAUCCUAGUGACCUGCACAUUUGCCCCUCCCACAGCCCGCAUAGGGGCACCUUUUUGGUUAUAUCGAGGACAAAAUCUUUACAUCACCUAGAGACAAGAACAGUCUAGAUGUCAGGGUCUAACAGCCUCUUAGGGACUGGGUAUGUCUACACUGCAGUUAAAUACCCUGGGCUGAUUCAUGCCCACUGCCUCAGACUUGCAGGGCUCCAGCUAAAGGGCUGCUUAAGUUAUGGUGUAGACAUUCAGGCUGCCCGAGUUUUCAGACCCUACCACUUUCUCUAGGUCAACCAUCUACACUGCAGUUAAACAGACCCUUAGCUCGAACCCCUUGAGCCCAAGUUGGUUUGCACCAGCCAGCCACAGGUUUUUAAUUGCAGCAUAGAUGUAUCUUUUGGGGUUAAAUCUCCUCCCUGCAUCCUAGUUAUUUUGGCUUUUGGGGAAAUAGAAAAAAUCUGAUUAAUAUGUCAAAGUUCCUUUCAGUUGCUGCCUGCUGUAUGUUUGUUAUGCAAUAACCAGUUUACAGCAUCUGCUCAGUAUUAGAAGCAGGGAAAGGGGAGAGACCUGCUUUCUCCUCACAGUCUGGAUGCUGGAGCCUUGCAAGGAACAAGAGCAGGUCUGAUGGGCCUAGCUGGCAAAGCCUAGAAGCAUCUUCCAGUGUAAUAUCACCUGUGCUCCACAUCCCUUCAUUCUUAGCCAUGCCAGGAUGAAUUGCUGCCCCUGGCCCUGCAUCCACAUAUAAACCAUUCUGAGCCCCACUGCAGAGUGAAGGCCUCUUGCACACACACAGACUAACUCCAUAUCCCUCUUCUUUUACUGUGACCUUGUCCACUAUGGGACUGAGUUUACCCAUCUGUAUGUUAUGGCUUUGUCUACACUAAAGGGACUUACCAGGCCAAGAUCUGUGUGGCCCCCUUACAUGCUUGUAAAACCUGUUCGGCCCACAACACGUAAGUGCCUUCAGUGGCUUACCUGUGAGCCAAAUGCAUUUGAAUUAGACUAGUGUGUACACGCACAUGAUGCGCAAGCCCAGUAUAAUGGGGCCCAUGAUAAGGGCCUCUGUUUAUCCAGUAGAAAUGACUUGCUUUAAGCAGGGCACAAUAUUGGAUUUACCCUGAAUCAUUUCAGCAUGUAUUGGUUUGAUAGCAGUGUGGAAAGCACCAGAGCAGAGCACAAAGUCCUCUCCCUACUGGCCCACAGUCCACUGGUGACCUUUUGAGAUCUCCUAGAAUCCACUGCUGCGGGCAGCUGAGCUGGGAACUGUGGGAUAGGUACCCAGAAGACAUUGCAGGGGAAGUGGCUGAGAACAGCACUAGUGUGGAUGCAAUGUUGAAUGGACAUGUUGAAAUGUUUGUGUCUAGACCAGCAUCAUCCCACCAGCUCAGUUCUCUAGUGGAGACAUGAUCUAUAGGUACAAACCAGUAACACUUCCCUACCUUGCAAAUAGCUUGUGAGGCUAGAAUCUUGUUUGUCAUGUCAGGCUCUCUGGGAUCUUCACAUGAAAGUGCUGCACAAGAGGGCAAAGUAGCCAUGUGAUUAAAGAUGCUGACCUUUAAAGCUAGUUAUCCUGUAGGAGGUCACCCUAUCAGUCAGAGAGUGAUACAGGAGAACACAAGUCCCCAGCCCAAAGGAAGGGGGAAGAGGAGAGGCGCUGUUGCUGGGUGGAGUCAGCCAUCCAGCCUUAGCAAACUACCUUUAUCUUGGGAAGAUAAACAGAAGGGUGGUGGCAGAGUCUGCUCCUAGCAGCACAUGUAGCCCAACCCUACCACAGUGGGAUGCCUAGCCUCUCCUGCAGCAGCAUGGCUUGGGACUGUAACUGCCCCCUGCUCCCUGCAGGUCUGGCCAGAAAAGGCUUGAUGGGACCUAUGCUGCUUCAGCUGGCAUUCUGCUAAUGGGAUUAGGCAGUAAUGGGGCAACCCUUCAGUGAGAGGGGAAGAGAGCAAGAGCAGGCCCCUGACUGCCACCUCUUAUGAAACUCGUUAUGGACCCUGCUGUCAUGGCUUCAUCUCCAGUUCCCUUACAGUGAAUUCUGUGAUGCAGUUUGGUUUGUCCCCGGGGUAGCCAUCCCUUAGGACACACCUCUGCCCAGUUCCCAAAUGUUCUGGGUAGGAUCUCUCCCACUUGUGAGGGAUUAUUGAUGGAUAGGCACCUCCCACUCCCUUAGUUAAAUACAGAAAAGAGUGUAUGUUACCACUGUGUGUGUCAAGGGGAAAGACAUGGAACGACAGGACAUGGGGGAAUGGGGUGCCAAUUUACUAAUAAUUCCUCACAAGUGUGGGGGGGAUACAUACACACUCCCUUCCUUGUGUGUCUCUUCCCCCUCCACCAGUCCUUUGCUGUUUCAUUCCUCCAUAUCAUUUUUCCACCCCUCCCAGUGUAUUUUUUCCUCCAUGCCCUGGUGUUACCCCCUUCCUGUUCCCAUUCCCUCCCAGAUGACUGUGUGCUGCUGGGCUUGGGAAGAUGACAGCACCCAUUCGUAUCGCCGUGGGACUAGGCCUCACAUGCUGCCAGGGCUGAGCUGAACGCUGCAGAAGCAAAGAAGAGAAGUGUGGGUUGAUGGGAUGCUGCCUGCAGCUCCAUGUGUGAGCAGCUCCCACAUCCCCCUCACAGAAGCCGCUGUGAGAGCAGAGAGAAGAAAAUUGAGCCCGAAGUGGACAAGUUCCUUCAGGAGCUGCGUGAGAGAGUCCAGAUUGGCGUGGUGGGAGGCUCUGACUACUCCAAGAUAGCUGAGCAGCUGGGGGAAGGGAAUGAAGUCAUCGACAAAUUUGAUUACGUCUUUGCGGAGAAUGGCACCGUGCAGUACAAGAAUGGGCAGCUGGUCGCCAAACAGGCUAUCCAGAAUCACCUGGGGGAGGAGCUUUUGCAGGAGCUGAUCAACUUCUGUCUCAACUACAUGGCCCUCCUGAAGCUGCCUAAGAAACGCGGGACCUUCAUAGAAUUCCGCAACGGAAUGCUGAACAUCUCUCCCAUUGGCCGAAGCUGCACCCUGGAGGAGCGACUAGAAUUCUCCGAGCUGGACAAGAAAGAGAGGAUCCGAGAGAAGUUUGUGGCAGCCCUGCAGAGGGAGUUUGCUGGCAAAGGCCUACGGUUCUCUCGAGGUGGUAUGAUCAGCUUUGAUGUCUUCCCUGAGGGCUGGGACAAGCGCUACUGCCUCAACAUCCUCAAUGACGAGCGGUUUGACGCCAUCCACUUCUUUGGGAAUGAGACAACCCCAGGAGGGAAUGAUUAUGAAAUUUAUGAUGACCCCCGAACAGUAGGCCACAGCGUCCAGUCUCCCCAGGACACAGUCAAGAGGUGCCAGGAGAUCUUUUUUCCUGAGAGAGCUAAUGAAUCGUGACUCUGAUACCCCUUUUCCAGCACCCCGCCUCCCAAGAUUCCACAUCAUGAAAACCACCUUCAUUUGAGGACUCUGCGCAGGGCCCUUUGAAGAAAGCUUUCCAGAGCUGGUUGUGAGGGAAAGAUUUAAACUGAGAUGGCGGAGGUGGGAUAGGGAUGGGGGUUAUUAACCUUCCACUACCCCCAGUUACAGGUGGGCUGUGUGGGACCAGACUCCUCCCUGCCACCAAACAGACUCUCUUCCUUUUCAGGGUGAAUUCUCAGUUCUUGGUGGGAGAUGGUUCCCUGCUCUAUUGAUGUGAGGCAUUUGUAGGGGCCAGUCACUAUAGUCUCGCUCUCUAAGCGUAUUUGCACAAGGGAUGUGCUCCUCAUCAGUUAGCACCCUUAACUAGGAAGCAGAGUCUGGGACCCCCAUAUGUAAGGUGUUCUCAGACGGCUUCACACAGCGGACCAAUCCUUAAAGGUGACCUGCAAAGGGUUUUAAAAAAUGAUCAGGGCCAUAAUCCCAUGCUCUGGGUGGCCCUAGCCUCUGA